ACGUGGAAGUGCUCCUGAGCCGCUCCAAACACCAUAGAGCUGAUACCGGAAGUGACCCAUGCCUGCUCGCCAGACAAAGGAAGUUCGUAUGUUUUGCUGAGUAUCUUAUUUCCGUACACAAUAUGGCGGCAGAAUUUGUCGGGCAAUUUCAAAGCUUUUCUGAAAGCGAUAAGCAAUGGCAGGCGAGAGAAGAAUUUAUUAUUAGAAACCUGAAGCAUUUCGAGGAUGAGAGCGCUCUAGAUCGGCUGCUGGCUUUAUCCAUGGUUUGGGCUAAUCACGUGUUCAUGGGCUGCCGUUACAGCAAUGAACUUUUGGAAAAAGUCUUUAGUAUGGCAGAAGGCAUUGUAGUAGAAGAUGCUCCACAUUUUACUACAAGAGAUGAAAUAAUGAAGCAGCAGAAUCGUUAGCUGACGACAUGAAACACUCAUUCAGCUUCCUGUUCACAGAUGUCUGGCAUUUAAAGAUUUGUGUUAAAAAUCCAUAUAGAAUGCCCUUAUCAAACAAACUGACUUGGUUGUUUAGUCAAGAACAAAUAAUAUUGGCUGCCAAGCCUUUUUAACUUUUUUUUUUUCCAGCAAAAAUAAAAAUAUUGAAUUUUUUUUUUUAA
Molecule: messenger RNA, 607 nt
Organism: Xenopus tropicalis (tropical clawed frog)
Lineage: Eukaryota; Metazoa; Chordata; Amphibia; Anura; Pipidae
Gene: xtbd1
Product: XRN2 binding domain containing 1
Exons: 3
Coding region: 123-407 (94 amino acids)
Source: RefSeq, a predicted model, not a curated record